Chelmon rostratus (copperband butterflyfish) is the source of this 1283-nucleotide messenger RNA. RefSeq lists its product as uncharacterized. The transcript has 2 exons. Bases 184 to 945 code for a protein of 253 amino acids. The record is from RefSeq and is a predicted model, not a curated record. NCBI's taxonomy places the organism in Eukaryota, Metazoa, Chordata, Actinopteri, Chaetodontiformes, Chaetodontidae.
AAAACCACUUCCUUGUCUUAUUAUAGUCGAAAUGGAGAAGUAAGAACAAGACAACUAGAUGACAGUGCCAUUGAUUACAGUCACUGUCUCUCGGUUCUUUUACACAUCGUUCAUCUCGCUCUACCUCCACACACAACCUUAUUCUUCUUGGAACUAUAUCAAGAUCACCUGCAAUAAACCGACAUGAACGGCCUCCUCUGCCUCUUGUGCUGCAUGGAAAUUCUGGGUGCUCUACUGGGCGGAGCUCAAACUAUCCUGGGACCUUCUGCUGCUAAUUUGGGGAAUAAUGCUGAUCAAGAUGGCUUAAAUUCGACCUCACCACCCCUCAUUUUUAAAACCAGUGCUUCCAGGGAUAUGGCUGAGACCAGCAGCCUGAUGAACAGACAGUCACCUACAGCAGUCCCCCGAGUCUCCAACAGCCCUUGCACUUCACCUUCACCUGGCGGACAGCCCUUCAUGCCAAACAAUAUGUUUUACAGGAAGGACUGUCUUCCAGUGUUAAUGGUUGCUGGUGGACUGAUCAUAGUCUGUACUAUUCUGCUGCUUUCUACUUUGCUGUUGGCAUGCAGGGUGUGCCAGUUGAGCGGACGCAUCAAGGCGCUGAGCAGCAACCCAGACCUGAUCAGCACCUCUCAAUACUGGGUGGGAACUGCCAAGAAGAACAAAAACAAGCCAGACACGGAACCCAAAGAGACCAGCGUGUUAAUCGCCGACGUCAGCCAAACACGGCAAGAGAAUGGCGCCACGGAGGAAGAGGAAGGGAAGGUCAACGAGGAGGGACAAACGGGAGAGGAGGACAAGAAGGAGGUGGGAGACACCGGCAAGAGUGAAGAAGCGUCAGCACCUGAGGAUUCAUCCUCCUCAAAGCCACAAGAUUCCCAGCCCACAAAAGCUGAAGCAGCCUCCACCUCUGAGAGCACAGAGGAAACGAAGGAUGUAGUGUAGCGGUGUGUGUGUGUGUGUGUGUGUGUAUGCAUGUGUGUGAAGGCAAAGUUUCCUGAGCAACUGCCUUCACGUCCCCAUUGCUUUAAACCCCUUUAAUGUAAAGACAGGAUUUCAUUCAUCAGCUUUUCCUUUACAGUAAGUCAAACAACUGCAUGUGCUGCUGAAUCUGUCCAACUAUGCACUGAGCAUUUCUCUGCCAUUUGUAUGCUUUGAACAUGAAGACUGUAUUAAUGUUAUAAUGUACACCUUUGUGCAACUUCUAACUUUUUGAGAUGUACAUACUUUUGUGACAGGCAUCACAUAUAUGCAACAACCAGAGCAAUAAAACUGCAAAUGCA